AUAUUGGCAACUCGGUGCAGGACGCGUUUGUCAUCGCCGUCGAGGAGCACGCGAGGGAGCGUCUACAGCGAUUGGCGGCCCUGAAUCGCGUAACGCCCGUGGAUAUAACACAGCUGUCGAAAAAGUUACUAUCUACGCAUAACGAUGAUGUCAUCUUUCAUCAGUCCAACGAUGGCGUAGGCCACACAUACAACACAACAGCAACUGCAACAGCAACAACAACAACAGCAAUAAGUGCAGCCAGCAGCAGCAACAACCAGCAACAGUUGCUGAGUGGCGCCGCUAUCUUUGAGCUGCAACAACAACAGCAGCAACAGUUGCAACUACAACAGCAACACAGUCCCACAAGUAGCAUAUCAAAAGGAAGAACUGAACUUUUACUGGGCGAUCAAUCGCUGCGUCACGAAUCGAGGCCACGCCGUCGCUCUGGCUCAAGUAUUGUGGUCAUUGAUGGUGAUGAUUUGAAGCCAUGUCUGCCGGAUGAUUACAUCAGCGGUCAACAUCAUUUACAUCAUCAGCAGCAACAGUCGCAGCAGCAGCAGCAACAACGAGCACAGCAGCAAUCACAGCAUUAUCGCACGCAUUCAAGUGAUAUUAGGGAGAUUGAUCAGGAAAUGCUGACGAUGCUGUCGGUGAAUCAAGAUAACGGUCCACAUCGUGAGAUGGCCGUCGACUGUCCAGAUACGUUUAUAGCACGCAAUAAGACGCCACCCAGAUAUCCGCCACCCCGUCCACCACAGAAACACAAUACCAAGCACACCAGCUUUGCCACCACCAACAACACCAACACCACCACCAACUACAACACCACCACCAACAACACCAUCACCACCACUAAAACUAACAAUGAUCAUGCUAACAAAUUGUUAAUUGUUGCAUAUCAUUCUUCACAUCAACAUGAACAACAACAACAACAACAACACUCAUCAAAAACAACAACAACAACCACCACUACAACAACAACAACAACAACAACAAAUGCACUCGAUGUGGCCACACAAAAUUUGUACAAUCAAAAACAACAAUUCAAAUUGGAACAAAUUGAAAACUAUGAAAAUCAACUGGAAACGGAACAACAACAACAACCGCAACAACAGCAACAGCAAUCACUGUCAGCAACAGGAGCACAAACAGCGCAACAACAAAUGCCAAGCAACAAAUUGCAAGUGACAACAUAUGGCAAUGGCAACAGCAACAAUAGCAACAGCAACAGCAAUGGCAAUGGCAACGGCAGCAACAACAAUCACAGCAGCAAUCACGAUGAGUUGCUGUGCGUUGUCGAUGGCAUUUAUCGCAAGGGCAGCAGUUCACCAACAUCGAGUGGUUUCGAUGAUGCGUUGAGCAAACAGCAGCUGGAAUCAUUUGAAACAAUUGCCUAUCGUCACUUGCAGCAGCAGCAGCAGCAAUCCACUAGCAACAGCAACAGCAGCAGCAACAAUAACAACAACAACAACAGCAGCAGCACAGCUGCAACACGCAGCAGCAACAACAACAGCAACAGCAAUUCAUUGAACAGCACUCGCAGCAGCAGCAGCAACAGCUCCAUGCACACCAGCAGCAACAACAACAGCAGCAGCAACAUACCGAGUGCAUCAUCAACCACAAGCAGCAGCAACUCAACGGUGCCCGAUGAUUUAAGUCUGGCGCCACCUGGCUAUGAGCCCAGCAGCAAUCAGCAGCUGUUGCUAUUGAAUACGACAGCAGCAGCACAACAAUUGCUGCUGUUGGUCAAGCAUCGCGAGUUGCCAGUCGAUGUUCCCGAUAGUUUCAUUGAGAUGGUCAAGACGCCCCCUCGUUAUCCACCCCCCGCACAUUUAUCGUCGCGCGCCUCUCUUCUCUCCAAUGCCAGCUCAUCGACGGCCCACACGACGCUCUCCUCGCUGGCCCUAUCAACGCAUUCGGCUGCUGCAACAGCUGCUAGUGUUGCAAGUGUUGCUGCAACGGCAACUGCAACUGGAGCUGCAACUGUUGGUGCUGCGAGUGGCGAUGGCAAACGCAUUGCCGACGAGCUUAAUGGCAACUCAAAGCCCGUGCCGCCACCUCGUGAUCAUCUGCGUAUUGAAAAAGAUGGACGUCUCAUUAAUUGCGCCCCCGCUCCUCAAUUGCCCGAUCGUCGUGUUCCUGGCAAUGGACAACAACAACAACAACACCAGCAGCAGCAGCAACAACAACAUCAACAGAUUGCGCAAAUUGUUGAACCCACAUUGGAGCAACUGGACAGCAUUAAGAAAUAUCAGGAGCAACUGAAACGUCGACGGGAGGAGGAGGAGCGCAUCGCCCAACAGAAUGAGUUUCUACGCAACAGUUUGCGUGGCUCUCGCAAGCUUAAGGCGUUGCAGGAUACGGCCACCGCCACGCCCACCGCUGGCAAGGCGUUGGCCCAGCAACAACAACAAACGUCAGCGACAGCAGCAACAAUUGCUGGUGUUGAGAACGAGGCAUAUCUGCCCGAUGAGGAACUAACGCAAACGGAGCACAUCGAUGGCUAUGGCGAGUUGAUAGCGGCACUCACCCGUCUCCAAGGACAGCUGUCCAAGAGCGGACUGAGCACGCUGGCGGGUCGCGUGUCGGCGGCGCAUAGCGUCCUGGCGAGCGCCAGUGUGGCACAUGUGCUUGCCGCCCGGACAGCGGUGUUGCAACGUCGACGUCCACGCAUCUCGGCGCCGUUGCAUGUGUGUGCGUUGGGUUUGCAGAAGGAGAUAGUCGAACUGUUGACGCAAUCGAAUACAGCAGCUGCCAUUGAGUUGGGCAACCUGUUGACCAGCCAUGAGAUGGAAGGUCUAUUGCUUGCCCACGAUCGCAUUGCCAGUCACACGGAUGCCACACCAUCGCCAACAACAACAGUCGGAGGAAUGAUAGAACCACUUAGUGGACACAGCAGUCCCGUUGCGCUGACAAAGACAUUAGCGAACAGCAGAAGCAUGGCGGUGCUGCCACCAGUUGUGCCACCAACAGUCACCAGUCACAGCACAUCGGUGGCACAGCGUGGUGCAAUGCCACUGCCUGUGGCGGCGGUGGCGAUGGCGGUGCGUGGUGAAUCUCCGCCCGGCAUGAGCGGUUGCUUUGGCACACUGAAUGAUCAAAAUGAUAACAUACGCAUCAUACAGAUUGAGAAGUCAACGGAGCCCUUGGGCGCCACCGUUCGCAACGAGGGUGAGGCGGUGGUCAUUGGACGCAUUGUCCGUGGUGGAGCUGCCGAAAAGUCGGGACUAUUGCAUGAGGGCGAUGAGAUACUGGAGGUGAAUGGCCAAGAGUUGAGGGGCAAGACGGUCAAUGAGGUAUGCGCUCUGUUGGGCGCCAUGCAGGGAACUCUCACAUUUCUAAUUGUGCCAGCUGGUAGUCCACCACCUGGUGGUGGCAUUGCACUUGGCAUGGGCAUGGGCAUGGGCAUGGGCAUCAACAGUGCCGGCAAUUUGGGUAUGCAUCAUCCUAUGGCCGGCGGUGGAGGCGUCGGUGUCGGCGUGGGCGGUGGUGUGGGCAUGGCACAUCGGGAUACGGCUGUGUUGCAUGUGCGUGCACAUUUCGAUUAUGAUCCAGAGGAUGAUCUGUAUAUACCGUGUCGCGAGUUGGGCAUCAGCUUCCAAAAGGGCGAUGUCUUGCAUGUGAUCUCGCGCGAGGAUCCCAACUGGUGGCAGGCGUAUCGCGAGGGCGAAGAGGAUCAAACGCUGGCCGGCCUCAUACCUAGUCAGUCGUUUCAGCAUCAGCGUGAGACCAUGAAGCUGGCCAUUGCCGAGGAGGCGGGUCUGGCACGCUCCCGUGGCAAGGAGGGUAAUGCCAGCAAGGGGGCAACUCUGCUCUGUGCCCGCAAGGGUCGCAAAAAGAAGAAGAAGGCCAGCUCCGAGGCGGGUUAUCCAUUGUAUGCCACAACGGCACCGGAUGAAACAGAUCCCGAGGAGAUACUCACCUAUGAGGAGGUGGCGCUCUACUAUCCACGUGCCACACACAAACGUCCCAUCGUCCUCAUCGGCCCGCCCAACAUUGGACGCCACGAGUUGCGUCAGCGCCUGAUGGCCGACUCCGAACGCUUCUCCGCGGCGGUGCCACACACAUCACGUGCCCGGCGAGAGGGUGAAGUGCCCGGCGUGGAUUAUCACUUCAUCACGCGGCAGGCUUUUGAGGCGGACAUUCUGGCGCGUCGCUUUGUCGAGCACGGCGAAUAUGAGAAAGCCUACUACGGCACAUCACUGGAGGCCAUACGCACAGUCGUUGCCAGCGGCAAGAUUUGUGUCUUGAAUCUGCAUCCGCAAAGUUUGAAGCUGUUGCGCGCCUCCGACCUCAAGCCGUAUGUGGUGCUGGUGGCGCCGCCGAGUCUCGAUAAGCUGCGGCAGAAAAAGCUGCGCAAUGGCGAGCCCUUUAAGGAGGAGGAGCUGAAGGACAUCAUUGCCACCGCCCGGGACAUGGAGGCGCGUUGGGGUCAUCUGUUCGACAUGAUCAUCAUCAACAACGACACGGAGCGGGCUUAUCAUCAGUUGCUCGCUGAGAUCAAUUCGCUGGAACGUGAACCGCAAUGGGUGCCCGCUCAGUGGGUGCACAACAAUCGCGACGAGUCAUAAUGGGGAUCACAGUACAGGUCACACCAUGUCAACACCAACACCACCACCACCACACCAACAACUACAACCACAACAACUCCUUUACCCGAAAAUGUCCAAAAUGCAGCCAUCCAUUGUAAAUACGACGUGUCCACGACUCAGCCAUGAUGUGGAAUUUGAAGCCGGAACCAAAACCGGAACCGGAACUGGAACCGGAACUGGAGCUGGAAAUCCUUUAUAGCUAUGUGUAUAAUUGAGCAUGCAAACUAACGGCAUAUGUACUCGGACUUUUAGCCUAAUCACUUAUUUACUCACUUUACUUACUUAAUUAUGUAUGUGUACUUAAUCCCGCCCUCUCCCUUCAUCCCUCUCUCCCUAUAAGCCAUGUACUCGUAUUAUUUAUGUAUGUUUUUGUAUAUUUCUUUGUUGCAAAUGCAUUUGAAACCUGAACAAACAUUUGCUAAUACCUUUAAUAUUAUUCUUAUUAUUAUUAUUAUUUUUUUUUUUUAACUAUGUUCACAAAAACUGUUAUUGAAUUUUAAAACCGAAAUGCUUUUUUUGUAAUUAAUUUAAUUUUAUUGAUACUAUGUUAGGCACUUCCUUAAUUUCAAAAUACGAAUUGAAAUUGUAAAAAGAAAAAGAAAACAAAGCGGAAACACGAAAAAAACAUUAAAUCCGAAAUCGAUAUUGUACUUGUAAACGUAAACGAAAUCGAGAUCGAAAAUUCAACUGCAACUCGCAAACAAAAUGUUAACAUAACAAAAAGAAAAACAAUCCAUUAGAAGAAAGUGAGAGAAAAUGAACGUUGGUAAGUCCAGAAACAACGUAUGUGUGUGUGAGAUAGAGAGAGAGAGAGAUAGGGAGGGACAGAACGGAAGAAGAGAAUGGAAAUGGGGCGGUCGCAAGCGAAUGUUGCAAUUACGUAAUCUAUUUACUUUAUAUAAAUAUAUACAUAAACUAUACAUCUAAAUAAAUAUACACAUAAAUUAUAUGCAGUAAUAAAAUUAAUUUUUAACAACAACAACAACAAGCGAAAAUGCAAAAGUUGCAGAAGAAGACAAAUAUUAUAAACAAAAUGAAGGGAUAACAACAAAAUCAGUACGUCAUUGCCAAAUAAAACAAAGAAGUAAGAAACACGAGUGUAAAAUGAAAGCAAACACACGCCCAAAACAAAGCAGAUUAAUUUAACAAAUAUACAAAUAACAAAACAAAAUAAAAACAAACAAAUUAAUAACAUUAACAAAUUCCGACAGCAAACAAAAGAAAUAGCAUGAUAUAAAAAAAAAGAAGGUAGCCAAGUUAAUAAGCUCUGUAAAAAAAAACAGAAAAAAAUAUAAUAAUAAUAAUGAUAAACAAUGAAAGAAUCUAGGCGUUAGUUUAAGAACACGAAAAAAAAAAAAGAAACAAAACUAAUUCCAAAAAUAAAUGUUGUUGUAAUUAAUUAUUUAAAAUGCGAUUAGUGAAUGGAAAAACAAAACAAAAACAAAACUCGUGCAGAUUCACUAAAAUUCUAAAACGAAAUAGUUGCAAAUUUUAGGCAUGAAUAUUGAGUAUAUAUAUGUAUAUAUUUACAUAAACAUACUUAUAUAUCUAUAUCUAUAUAUAUAAAUAUAUAUACAUAUUAUAUAUACAAAGAAAUUUGUUGGGAAUGCAACAAUUUUAUUAAGUGAGUGCUACAAAACGGCGUCAAGUAAUUUAGCAAACUAUGUUACACAAUGUUGAACACUUGAAAGAUUCUAAAACAA
Drosophila innubila is the source of this 6277-nucleotide messenger RNA. It is a transcript of the gene sdt, whose product is annotated as MAGUK p55 subfamily member 5-A. NCBI's taxonomy places the organism in Eukaryota, Metazoa, Arthropoda, Insecta, Diptera, Drosophilidae. Gene Ontology annotation, biological process: protein localization to plasma membrane; establishment or maintenance of epithelial cell apical/basal polarity; morphogenesis of an epithelial sheet. Gene Ontology annotation, cellular component: plasma membrane; adherens junction. Bases 615 to 4553 code for a protein of 1312 amino acids. The transcript is spliced from 13 exons. Gene Ontology annotation, molecular function: protein binding. The record is from RefSeq and is a predicted model, not a curated record.